Messenger RNA from Scomber japonicus (chub mackerel), 4687 nucleotides. Its product is annotated as A disintegrin and metalloproteinase with thrombospondin motifs 2-like. The record is from RefSeq and is a predicted model, not a curated record. Gene Ontology annotation, biological process: proteolysis; extracellular matrix organization. Gene Ontology annotation, molecular function: metalloendopeptidase activity. Gene Ontology annotation, cellular component: extracellular matrix. Lineage: Eukaryota; Metazoa; Chordata; Actinopteri; Scombriformes; Scombridae.
GUCUCUCUCAGUCUGUCUCUCUCUCAGUCUGUCUCUCUAUUUAUCAGUCUGUCUCUCUCUAUUUAUCUCAGUCUUUUUUAGGAUGGACGAGUUUCAUUGUGGAUUAUUGAUUAUGUUUCUGCUGCAGAUCGACUGUUUACACUCAGUUUACAUGACUGACAGCACAGAUUCUCUCCAUCAGGUUCUCUCAGAGUUCGGAGUCGUUCGUCCAAUCAGGACGGACUCAGAGGGGCGUUUCCUGUCAGCGUCAGUCUCCGCCCCCCAUCGCGUCAGAAGACACGCCCCCUACCAAGAGGACACGCCCCCUGUCACUCCGCCGUCCCCGGGGCCCGGCUGGAGAGGGGGGGGCCGUGGCGCUGGGGAGGAACUCUUCUAUAACGUGACGGUGUUGGGUCAGCAGCUGCACCUGAGGCUGAGGCCCAACACGCGGCUCGUGGCCCCCACAGCGACCAUGGAGUGGUGGGAGGAGUCCGGCCAGAAACACUCACAGCCAAUAGGAGACGCCGGCUGCUUCUACACAGGAGAGGUGUCCAACAUGGAGGACACGUCCGUCGCCAUUAGCAACUGUGAUGGACUGGCAGGGUUGAUCCGGACGGGGGAGGAGGAGUUCUUCAUCGAGCCGUGGGAUCGAUGGAAGGCCGGACGAGAGGAAGACGAGGAGGAGGAAGGACAGCGACACAUCGUUUAUCGUUCUUCAGCCGUCAGGAAACAACAAGCUGUCAAUCAAACUGCUGACGACUUCCUGCGAGGUCCUCUUCUAGGAUCUUUGAACCUGAAGCAGAACCUGACGAAAUCCAGCUCUGCUAGACAGCGACGCUACAUCGAAGAGGCCGAACUGUUUAAUAUAGAGGUUUUGUUAGCGGUGGAUUAUUCUGUUCUUCUUUUCCACGGACGAGAUCAUAUUCAGAAAUAUCUGCUGACACUGAUGAACAUAGUUAAUGAGAUCUAUCAGGAUCAUUCACUGGGAGCGAACAUCAACGUGGUCCUGGUCAGGAUCAUCAUGUUGUCUCCAAUAAAGUCCCAGGAGCUGAUCUCUGUGGGGAACCCUCAGAAGAGUCUGGAGAACGUGUGCGGCUGGUCCUAUCUGCAGCAGAGAGAACAGACUCACGCUGAGCAGCACGAUCACACCAUCUACCUGACCAGGCAGGAGUUCGGGCCGUCCGGCAUGCAGGGUUAUGCUCCAGUGACAGGAAUGUGUCGUCUCCAUCGGAGUUGUGUCCUCGUCUUCGAGGACGGUUUUUCUUCGGCUUUCGUAGCUGCUCACGAAACAGGACACGUGUUGGGCAUGGAGCACGACGGCGAGGCCAACGACUGCGGAGACGACGUCCCGCUGGGAAGCAUCAUGUCUCCGCAGGUUCAGGCCACCUUCCAUCGGUACCACUGGUCCCGCUGCAGCUGGAGGGAGCUGCACAAAUACCUCAAUACGUACGACUGUCUCCGUGACGACCCGUUCAACCAUGAGUGGCCGGCUCAGCCUCAGCUGCCGGGCUUCCAGUACUCCAUGGACCAACAGUGCCGCUUUGACUUUGGACCGGGAUACAGCACCUGUACUGCAUACACCACCCUGGACCCCUGUAAGCAGCUCUGGUGCAGUGACUACAACAACCCGUUCUUCUGUAAGACGAAGAAAGGUCCUCCACUGGACGGGACCAAGUGUGGACCGGGGAAGCACUGCUUUAAGGGCUUCUGUAUGAAGUUGACCCCUGACCUCCUGAGGCAGGACGGCAGCUGGGGCGCGUGGAGUCCGUUCGGCGCCUGCUCGCGGACCUGCGGGGGUGGGGUCAGGUUUCGGGCGCGGCGCUGCGACAACCCAGUGCCAGCCAACGGGGGGCGCACCUGCUUCGGGAACAGCUACGAGUUCCAGCUGUGCAACCAGGAGGACUGCCCCCCCCUCACCGACUUCAGGGAGGAGCAGUGUAAACUCUGGAAUCCAUAUUUUGAGCAUGAAGGAAGGAAACAUCACUGGCUGCCAUAUCAACACCCUGACCCUGAUGAGCGCUGUCAGCUGUUCUGUCAGUCUAAGGAGACGUCAGCUGUGGUUUCCAUGAACAGAAUGGUGCAUGAUGGGACGGCGUGUUCCUAUGGCGACGCUCACAGCGUCUGCGUCCGAGGAGAGUGUGAGCAUGUGGGCUGUGAUGGGCAGAUAGCGUCGGACCAGCAGGAGGACCGGUGUGGAGUGUGUGGAGGAGAUAACUCCAGCUGUCAGAUCAUUAAAGGAAACUUCACACGCAGCACCAAGAAAUCAGGUUACCUGAAGAUCCUGGAGAUCCCCAAAGGGGCCCGACACCUGCUGAUCCAGGAGUUCAGAGGGACUCCUCACGUCCUGGCGGUGAAGAACCAGGACACGGGUGACCUCUUCCUCAACGACGAAGACGAGUCCCCGGAGUCCCGAGUGGUGAUCGAGAAGGGCGUGGCCUGGGAGUACACCGACGCCGAGGAGCAGGAGUCCAUCCAGACCACGGGGCCGCUGGCGUACGGCGUUCUGCUCAUGGUCCGUUCCCAUGGCGACUCCAAGGUGACGGUGUCCUAUAAGUACAUCAUCCAGGACCGUCUGAGGUCCUCGCUGGAGUCCAACCUGCUGCAGGAGGACGCCGUGUUCUACGAGUGGGCUCUGAAGAAGUGGUCGCACUGCUCCAAACCCUGCGGAGGAGGGAAACAGUACACCAGGUUUGGCUGCAGGAGGAAGGCAGACGGGAAGAUGGUUCACAGGAUGUUCUGCUCUGGCAUCAAGAAGCCGAGAGCCAUCAGCCGCAAGUGCAACGCCGACGCCUGCACGUCACCACGCUGGGUGACCGGAGACUGGGAGGACUGCAGCGCCUCCUGUGGUCAGACGGGGUGGCAGCGGCGCUGGGUGAGCUGCCAGCAGGCGUCCAGCAGGGGGGAGCAGCAGCUGCGUUCGGUGCACAGCAAGCUCUGCGGUGACGAACGCCCCGACACAAAACGUACCUGCAACCGCGUUCCCUGCCCCGCCACCUGGAGGGCUGGACCCUGGACCCCGUGUUCAGUCAGCUGUGGAAACGGCACUCAGGAGCGGCAGGUCGCGUCCAGUCCUGAAGGUCCAGCUGGAAACUGCAGUGAUCCUCAACCAAUCACAAACCGGACCUGCCAGGCCCCACCCUGCGGCGACCAGAGGAACUCCAUCAUCCAGUGGCUGUCCAGGUCCAACUGGGACUUCCCUGCAAAGAUCUCCUACAGACAGCGUUGCCGUGGUGAUCGAUCUAUGCUUUGCCGGAGGGAGGUGUUGAGUCGAUACUGCUCCAUCGCUGGAUACCGACAGAUGUGCUGCAAGUCCUGCAGCGAAGGCAACUUCAACAACUCUGACAACUUCAGCAACUUCAGCAGCACGAGCUCGCCGGGCAGCAGCUCGUGGAGUCUGACCACAGAGACGGCGACCUCAGUGUCCAGCUCCUCCAUUGUCAGUGACAUCAUCACGCCACCCACCAGCAUCACUGUGACUCCGCCCCCUGCCAGCAUCACCGUGACUCCGCCCCCUGCCAGCAUCGCUGUGACUCCGCCCCCAACCAGCAGGAGCAGCACCGACUUCGUUUAUGUGGAGUACGAAGAUUACGACGAGUACUCAUCCUACGAGGACCCUGAGAUCCCGAUUGAGAUUCCUGAUAUGCCAGCAACCACCACCAGUACCAGUACCACCACCACCAGGACCACCAGUACCACCAGUCCCACCACUACCACCAGGACCACCAGUACCAGUACCAGUACCACCAGGACCAGGACCGCUACUACAAGACGUACAAGAAAAACUGCUCCGCCAUAUUUGUUCAGGAAGAAAGCAACCACUCCCACGGUUCCCAUGGUAACUACUGACGGUCAAAGGUCAACGCUGGCACCGGUCAGCACGUCUGCCGUCCCAGACUUCCCCACCGCACUGUGGACUGAUGACAUCAUCACCGUGACAUCAUCACUGAACAAAACAUCCGGGGGGCGGAGCCUCAAAACUCAACUUAAUCCAUCAGAACCUGAACCGACCCCGUCGCCGGCGUUCGGUCCGUCCUCCCAGAGAGACAACAACUCGGUGGACGAGGUCUCGUACCGGAUCGUCGGCGUGGACGGGGACGCCGCGAGGCAGCAGAGCUACUUCGUGCCGCGCUUGCCUCCGUUCCGCGAGCGAACACAAAACAAACGCAUCCAGGAGCUUCUGAACGAGAAGCGGCGUCAGGAUCUCCUGAGGCGGCCGAGCAGGAGCCGAGUCGGCAGGACUGAGCGGAGACACGCCGGAUUAUAAAAACAUUGAAGCACUUUUUUUUUCACCGCAUGUGCAGCUCGCUCACUUCCUGCUAACGCUAACGAACUCUACGAGACACAGACUGCAGAGUCCAGCUUCCUGUUUCCUGACACGUUCAGAGCUCAUACUUACAGGUUCUUAAAUCAAUGUCAAGUAUCGUCAACCGUGUCAGACCAGGAUGUGGACGGUUUGCUUCAGCUUCCUGCAGAAAUCCAGAUCCAGGUCCUGAUCCUGAUCCUGAUCCUGAUCCUGAUCCUGGUCUGUUCAGCUUCAGCUGGUUUUCACUUGUUGGUUUCAUGAUGUUUGUAAAAGAUAAUCUCAAAUAAAGCAAAGUCUCAUCCAGCUGCUGAUGUUACGACUCCUGAACCACAAGAUCAUUUCUUUAUGCUGCACACAUGAUCACAUGAUCACCUGGUGACAUGAUCACCUGAUCACAUGAUCACA